CUGUUGUUUAACCGGAGCAUCUUCUCUGUUCCCUUCGCAUCAGGCGUUUAAUCAAAGCUUGGAAAAAUGAUACGCCGAAAAGUUUCGAAUGCUUCGGAUAAAGACAAAAAAUGCUUAAAACCGAAGCGCACCAGCAGCUUCGGGAACUUUGACAGAUUCAGACAUCAUCCACAUACACCCAAACCAGAGGAGAAGGCUGACGACAGUGCUGGCGAAGCCGAACAAGGAGGAGAAGCUGCCGGGGAGCAGAAUCCGCCAAAGUCUGGACAGAAUGAGAGCGGGCUGGGGAAAACCAUGCGUGCCAUUUCCAAAACCAUGAGGAAAAAGAUGGCACGCAGAUAUGCCAAUGCUCUAUCAGAGGGGAUGCCCGAGGCCAAUGCAGAAGAAGUGACAAACGAAACCAUAGGAGAGCACGAUGCAGAGGAUGGUACUCUGAGAGCUUGCGAGUCAAUGGAGAGUCUCUAUAGUCUGAACAGUGGGCAGAGCUCGUCGACAGGUGGCAUUGCAAGUGGCUCAGACGCAGCAAGUAACCGGGACAGUCUCAGGCUGGAUGAGGAGGUUCCUUACACAGGCCCAUUCUGUGGAAGAGCAAAGGUUCACACUGACUUCACCCCAAGCCCCUAUGACACCGACUCCCUCAAGCUGAAGAAAGGCGACAUCAUCAAUAUCAUUAACAAGCCAACCAUGGGCACUUGGACGGGAAUGCUAAAUGGCAAGGUGGGAAAUUUCAAGUUCAUUUACGUGGAUAUCCUGCCCAAUGAGGAAGCUGUGCCCAAGAAACUGAAGACAGAUAGGAGGAGCAGGCAGCCAGUUCCCGAUUCCUUACAGGAGCUACUGGAGAGAUUCCAACUGCAGGAUCUUUAUUCUGCGUUCCUUCUCAAUGGCUACCAGUGUCUGGAAGACCUCAAGGAUCUCAAGGAGAGUCACCUGAUUGAACUUAACAUCACAGAUGCAGAACAGAGGGCACUGCUUCUGACUGCUGCUCAACAGGAUUACAAUGUCUUGAGUGACCAGGAAGAGGAAAGUGAUGUUAUAACUGAGAGCCAACCCUCCGACCUCAAGCUCGAUCAAGCACACUUGAAGGAAUGUCCCCGAGAUUCUGGAUGUUAUGCUACCUCUGAAAUCUCAGACAAUGGGAAAGAAGACUUGGAUCUGGAGAGUUUGCCGGAAAUGGUUGAAGGUGCUUCCCUUGCUGACUGAUUGCGAAGGGAAUAAUCACAUUGUACAGUUUUGAUUCAGACAGUAGGAGCCGAUGGAUACUGGAGAGUGUUUUCAUUCUAGUUGCAUUAAUAUUGAGCAGAGUUCCCUUAUUUAACCUGAAUUUACAAGAGAAAGAAAGGGGUACUGUUUAGGAUUCACCAUUAGAUCUCCCAAAAAAUAACUAUGUUGAUUGGCAAAUUAUUUCAACUCAAUGAAAUGAAACUCCAGGAAGCUGUAUCCCCAGUACUCCACUCAAUUGAGAGACUGGUCAUGGCUGAAUUUUGUGUGAGCGGUCAGUUAAUGGAUUGCCUCCAUGUCUGAUGUCCAAGCAGAAGAUGGAGGCACGAUACAGAUGAUGGGACCAGUAUCCAAUUACUCACAGCCAGCACUAUCUAUUGGAGCCAUCUGCAGGUGAACUGUAUCGAUUUGAAAGAGGAAUGCUUCGAGGAUGAUUUGGACUUUCAGCGUGUGACUGCUGCCAAUACUCUGACUGUCCAGUCAAAGCCCCCAGACCUCCCACUGUCCUCCGUGAACCUUAGACAGAGUGGGGAAUCAGUACAACCACCAGGAAAUUUCAAUCCCUUAUAAAAGUGUCACUGAUUGGCUCAAUCAUUAUUUUCUUUUGGCGUUUCACCACUGCUGAGUCACUUCCCUGAAGCCUCCUCUGCAAAACUCACAAGGAAGGGGAAGAAGUUGGGAAGCUGUCCCUAAGAUUAUUCCCUCUAAAUUUCCUGACUCUUGCGGACUACUUUAGCUCAUUCCACAGGGCAAGGAUAAAUCAACCCAGUAAACCCCCUGUGGUUUUUUACAGCAUUGCAUUUGACCUUGUUUCAUUUUGUUUUAUUUGUAUGUCAAGAGGGACUCAGAUGAGUACAUAAAUAAGAACAAUUUGCAGGGGCAUAGGAAGAAAGUGGGAUUAGUUGUUCGGCUCUGCCAAGUAAUUAGUGCAGGCUAGAUUGGCCAAGUGGAUUUCUUCUGUACUGUGAUCUCCUGCGAGGCCCCCAGAAUAAGAUCACUCCUCCGCUACAAUGGAUGAGCCCAUAAUCCACUGCAAAGAUUGGCUGAACAAAUUGACUGUGCCAAAACCAGAAUGGAGUCACUGGCCGGUUUGAUGAACUACAAAUUGGGAAAACCAGUUGACCAGCUGACAAAAGCUGGACUAUGUCCUGAGUGAGGUUGAGCUCCACAGUGAUGAAAACCAAGAGGAGCCAGAUAUUGUCACCAUUUUGGUUCUUUCCACCAUGCCCCAAAGAUUGGGUAGUUUCCCAAAUUGCUGGGUCAUGUCUGAUUUCUUCUUUUCCCUAAGCCAGGGAAAGACAUGUUCAGACAUGAUGGGGCUAUAACUCACUCAGAGAUAGUAAGAACUGCCAAUGUUGGAGUCAGAGAUAACACAGUGUAGAGCUGGAGGAACACAGCAGGCCAGGCAGCAUCAGAGGAGCAGGACAGUUGAUGUUUUGGGUCGGGACCCUUCUUCUGAUGUUGCCUGGCCUGCUGUGCUCCUCCAGCUUCACACUGUGUUAUUUCAGACAUGAUGGGCCUACGACGCCAUAGCCAUUCUGUGAUUCUAUGGGAAUAAGGGAAUGUAAAAGGGCCAUUAAUUAAAAUUGUGGAAAUGGAUGUCCCUUUUGAACACUGGGACUAUGUCACCAAUGGCACUUGUGGUUUUGAAGAGAAGCUAUUUUGUUAAAUCCGUUUCAUUUGAUUGAAGCACCAUGAGGCAAGAAGUGAGUUACUCCAGAUACUAUGUUUGUUAGCGAUGAAAAUAAGAUCACCAACUCAAACUGGUCACAUUCUUAGAAGAUUUCACCAAAGUUACUGGCAGAAAAUGGUGAAAAAUCAAGAGAAAUUUCCCCUGCAAGGAAUGUGAAUGUGUUCCAGAGAAAAUUAGGCAAGUAUCUGGUGAGAAAAAGGACUGGGUGAGGGUUAAGGAGAGAAGGUCAGUGAUCUAUGUGAGAAAGGAGAGGUUUGUCAGGUUUAAUUUUCUCCUUAUUGAUCACAUAUAGUCACACAAUCAUACAGAGUUCAUUAAAGUAACGUUAAGUAUCAUUCUCAUAUUUUUCAGACUUCACAGUUCAUUUAGUGGUAUGUGGUCCCUUUAAAAUCUCUUUUGCACAUUUGCAGAGGUGCAGGGACUUUUGGCAUAUGGACAUCAAUGUACACACAUAUAGAGACCUCAAAACAUGUGAACAUACAUAUAAACAAACAAAUACAUACAUAUUGGCAUUGUAAUGCAGACAUGGUCGUUUAAAUACAUAACACCAACAUAAAAAGCAUGCGACCACUGCUGUCUUUUUUAUUAAAAAAAUGUUUUAAUGAUAAAUGCAAACAGAAGCACUUUGGUGUAGCUAGCUUGGUCAGAUAUAUGAAUUUAACUGUGUUGGAAAAAUCCCCUUUUGCUCCCUCCCUCCGUUGUACACAGUUUCCAUGACAAUUGCAUGUUUUUCAUCAGACCAUGUCUUAGGCUUAUUUUAUUCGCAAAUAUUUAUUAGAUUUUUGAAUUUUACCUAGUUAGCUUUGACAUGAUUGUUUCUGAAAUUCCUUUCUUUAUGACAUUUCUGCAUUAAUUGUUCCCUCAUACUGUUGUGUAUUGUACUUCAGAUCUUUAAUUCAUUUACUGGAAGAUAUUUCACACUCUUUAAA
Rhincodon typus (whale shark) is the source of this 3840-nucleotide messenger RNA. RefSeq names its product SAM domain-containing protein SAMSN-1. The transcript is spliced from 8 exons. Lineage: Eukaryota; Metazoa; Chordata; Chondrichthyes; Orectolobiformes; Rhincodontidae. The coding region runs from base 67 to 1200 and encodes 377 amino acids. Gene Ontology annotation, molecular function: protein binding. The record is from RefSeq and is a predicted model, not a curated record.